Messenger RNA from Lottia gigantea (owl limpet), 2376 nucleotides. RefSeq lists its product as hypothetical. Bases 1 to 2376 code for a protein of 791 amino acids. The transcript has 20 exons. The record is from RefSeq and is a predicted model, not a curated record. NCBI's taxonomy places the organism in Eukaryota, Metazoa, Mollusca, Gastropoda, Lottiidae.
AUGGGUACGGAAAGGAAGAACUUUGUAGAAUCCAGUGGGAAGGUUUCUGAUGGAUAUUCAAUAGUUAAUAAGUAUGAUGUUCUAACAGUAGAAUGGAGUGGAUCUGGUUUGACAGAAGAAAGAAUUGUUUUAGCAUUCCAAGCCCUUGAUGAAUUGAUUCCUCAGCUAGGAAUAUAUUCCAGGAUCUUAUCGAAACUUAGGAAUGAUUUCUUUGAGGCAAUCUACAGUGAUGAAAUGACAGGGGAAGCCUUCAGAGAAAAUGGUAAUUUAAAAGAAUUUAUACAAAGAUUACCAUAUUUUAGUUUAUUUCAACGUAAAAAUAUAAAACAAGAGGAAGUGUUGGAUGGUGUAAAACAACAGUUAGAGAUUGUCAAAGAAAGACUAUUCAAUAAACAUGCUACUUUGGAAGAAAAAGAAAAGUUAAUUAAGGAAUAUGAAGAAGAAUUAGAAACUAUUAAAAGUCAAGUGGAAGAUUUAAAUGAUACUAUCUUUAAUAAAGAUGAACAGAUUGAGAAAAUGCUGUAUGAAAGAUCUACAGAACAGAGAUUAGCUAAAGAAAAACAACAUCAAUUAGAAUGUGAUGUUACAGAAUUACAGAUUAAUCUAGAUGAUUGUAAAAGUGAGAUAAAACAGUUAUCAGCUUAUAAAAAAGGUUAUGAUGAUUUACAGAAUGCUUUUUUGGACAAAGAAUAUGCAUUCAGACCAUCAAGUAAACAAACAAUUCCAGUCGAAUCAACACGAUAUAGUAAUUUAGUUAGUGAUAUUGAAGCAGGACAGAAACUGGAGAAUCAGAUGUUAUCAGUAUUAAACGUAGCCAUGGAAGAAUAUGAGAAGUUUUUAGAAGAACAUGAAACAGAACUGGAAGAGAAGAAAAUAAUAGAAGAUAUGACAGACGCAGAACUAGAUUUACAGAAUAUGGAGAUUGAUGACGCAGACCAAGAGCUUCAACUGGUACAAGAUAGAUUUAAAUCAACAGUCAAUGAAAUGGGAACAGAGUUAGAGCUAUUAAAACAACAUAGAGCAAUGUUACUAGAACAACUUCAAAAACUGGAGGACAGUAAAACACCACAAAUAAAUGAAAAAUCAAAGACAAGCACACCAGCAAACAGACAAGAUUCUCGUUUGGCUGCAGGAUUGAUAGAGGAUGAACCAGAACAACCAAUGGAUGAUCCAUUCAUACCUCAAGAACGUGUGUUCAGUAAAUACGCUGCCAUGUUAUAUACCUCUAAUAAUAACGGCAAAUCAUACGAUGAAUUUAAAGAGGCUAAAUAUUGUUCUAGUUGUGGAGAAAAGACUGUUAUUUGUCCACAUAAACUGAGUGGUUCAGAGAAAAUCUAUAUUUUACCUAUUAACUGUUCACAUUUAAAAAUUACAAGACCUGUGGUCAAGAUUAAUAAAGAAUUUGCCAGAAAGUUCAACAAACCUAUAACCCCAGCUAAAUCCUUAACCCCUGUAAUGAAUGAAACCUUUGAUGAUGAUGAUGAAGAUGAUGAUAAUGAUGAAGAAGACAUGAUGAGUGAAGAUGAUGUUGACACUCUAUCAGGAACUGUAGGGGGAGGGUCUAGAUCUGAACUGACCCCAGUUUUAGGUGGAGUAGAACUUUAUAUGACUCAUUCAGCUCAGCUUUUAUUUGAAGAUUUUGCUGAAAGAACUGAUAUAGAAAGAGUUAUUCCACGAAAAAUGUCUUUGGAAAAGACUGUCUCAAUUAUAGAGCAGUUUUUAGGCUAUUUAGUUUGGCAAGAUGAAUAUGGUCCUGAUGAUUUUUACUUCUCCAUACUGGAUAUACUGUAUCAGUAUAUGGAAGAAAGAUAUUUAGUCUCUGAUAUCAAGUUUAUGGCAACCUAUGAUUUCUUAUCUUCAGUCAUUCAUUAUUCAUCUACUAGCAAGAUGUUACAGCUAUUUGGUCAUGUGUUAUGUGGUAAUUUAGAUGCUGUGUGUCUACGAUAUAUUCUACUGUUGAAUGAUUUUAUACAUUCUGUUGACUGGCAGCAAGUCAAUGAUUUUCGAGCUUUUAUUUCUGUUAUCUAUCCUUUCUUGGGGGAAGAUGAAGUUGAGAAUCUCCAGAUGAGUUAUACAUCAUUUAGUGAGAACCAUAUUUCAUGUCGUCAUGUGACAGAUUUUAUGAUACAUCUGAUAUUGAAAUAUAGAGAACCAAGAUUCCUAGAGAAUGAAAAUCAAUUAGUGGCGUUUCAAAGUCAGGAGUCAAACCAACUGAAUGAGAAGGAAUACAAAGAAGCUAUGGAUAACCUGGUACCAUUAUGUAAUGAGAAAUUAAGAGAGAGAUUAUACUGUGAAGCUGAGAAAGCUAUGGCAGCUGAUGGAGUUGAUAAUGCUGUCUCUAUUAUGAGGCUAGCUCAUAUUCUUUUAUAUUGCUAG